UGGUGCCCAGGGGCCUGUUGCACAAAAGUAGAAUUAAGACAUCCGGGAUAAAUGACUCAGCUGAGCUCAAUGAAGCCAAAACAUGUGCGUCCAGGCUUAAUUGGUUGCACAAAGACCAAGCCAGGAUGAGCAGACACGGAUUCAUUAAGCCAGGUGAAACCAAUCCUGGAUAGGUGCGCGCUCACGGCUCACUCAAAUAGACCCCGCCACAGAUCACAGAUUAACUGAUUUACCAUGGCAACUAGAGCCGCGUACUUUUCCCCGUCGGAAGCACAAAUCCUCAUGGAGGCAUACGAGGAGGUAAAAGAUAUAAUUAAGAAGAAAGGCAACACCGCCACAGUGAUAAAGCAAAGAGAAAAAGCGUGGCAAAGUAUUGCAGACCGCCUGAAUGCGUAAGUAGUGCACAAUUACACACUCACCGCUCCGCUGAAACAUCACAAUUACAAUUCAAAUAUUUAAUUCACAUCUCCAAAAAUGCAGUUGUACUGUAAUUAUGAAACGGUUAAAUUUUUAAUUGAAAUGCACUGCAGAUAUGAGUGAAAUUGUGUAAAGUAACUCCAUCACACUGUAUAAAGCUAUGAUACAUUUUUGAUAUUUUUACUGAAAACAAGACAAAAAUACCAAGUAAUUUUUUGCAGUGUGACUCCAUUAAAUGUGUGUGUGUGUGUGUGUAGAUUAAACAUGAACGGGCCAAAACGGACAUGGCAGCAGGUCAAAAUCAAAUACAAGAACAUUCUGCAGAAUGCAGUGAAAAAGAAUACCCACAGACAAGGCACGGGUGGUGGGUCACCAAAGGCUGACCUUACCCCAGCAGAGGACAUGGCCUUGGAGCUAAAUAAAGGCAGGCCCGUCUUAGAGGGGAUCCCUGGGGGGAAAGAGACGAGCAUAGGUUCCUCCCAAGAUGCCACCCGCUUCAUUCAAGUGCCUGGCAGCACUGUGUUCCUGUUAGAGCCACCAGCACAAGCACCAGACGAUGCUGAUCCAGGUGAAGGCCCCAGUGCAGCAGCAACAGCACAUGAUGGAGACGAUGAUGAGGGGGAGACCAUCUCUCUGGAUUCCAGAAGGCAUGAGGACCCAGAUGCUAUACAGUGGGAAAACCAGCCUGGCAACAUAAGCUCACAAGCUAUCAGAAAGUUGUAUGGCAACCACCUCCGGCGCCAAAUAGAACUGGCAGACAUAGACAUUCAGUACAAGAAGAAAAAGAUGGAAAAUCUUGCACUGGAGUCCGAAAUAAAAAAGAGGACAAUUAGGAAACUGGACCUUGAAAUAAAAAAACUUGAGAGGGAGCUCCAAGAAGAUGACACAGCUCAAAAUAAAAAUUAGCAAUCAGUACAACCAAGUCAUCGUUAUAAGGCAUCGCCCUCUUUUGCCCACCCCCCCCCAGCACCAGGUGUGGCCACUAGCCUAUAUGAAGGCCCAAAAUUGUGUGUUCCUUUCUGCUCUGACAAUGGCAUGCCCAUUCGUGCGAGAUGUGGUGGAUGAAGAAGCACUUGUGCUGAGGAGAGCCUUCAGGCGAGAAAGGGUCUUCAGGGACCGGUUGGACCCACUGGCCUUCCCUGAUGACCAUCUAUAUGAAAGAUACAGGUUUUCUGCAGAUGGCAUCAGGUAUCUAUGCAGACUACUGGGUCCCAGGAUUAAGCACCGCACUGCACGGAGCCAUGCACUGAGUGUGGAGCAAAUGGUUUGUGUGGCCUUGCG
This is a messenger RNA of Oncorhynchus nerka (sockeye salmon), 1698 nucleotides long. RefSeq lists its product as uncharacterized. The record is from RefSeq and is a predicted model, not a curated record. The coding region runs from base 682 to 1323 and encodes 213 amino acids. The transcript has 8 exons. NCBI's taxonomy places the organism in Eukaryota, Metazoa, Chordata, Actinopteri, Salmoniformes, Salmonidae.